AUGGAGUCCGAACUAGCAGAAAUCAAGACGCAGCUUGCUACUUUGCAGAAGCAGGUCUCUCGCGUCUCUGAUGAGGCCGAGGUCCGGAAGACCCACUUCAAGUAUGGCUACUACCUCGACAAGUGCAUGUACAACGAGGUCGUGGACAUGUUCGCGGACCAUCCCGACACCUACGUUGAGUUCCUCGGGUCUCGUUACCGCGGCAAGGCGGGCGUCAAGCGCCUUUACCAGGGGAGGUUCCAGAACGUGUUCGUCAAGGGCCGCAAUGGCCCCGUGGAGGGCUUCUUGCUGGACCACAUGAUGAUGCAGGAUGUUGUCGACGUCGACGAGACGGGCACCCACGCCUGGUGCCGCAUGCGGACCCUGAUGCAGGCGGGCACGCACCAGUCGAUCCAGGAGGAGCACCCGCGCGGGCACGCGCAGUGGUGGGAGGGCGGCCUGUACGAGAACGAGUACAUCAAGGAGAACGGCGUGUGGAAGCUGUUCCGCUACCGCUACUUCCCCUUCUGGCACGCCGAGUUCGAGCGCGGAUGGUCGCACACCAAGAAGAACUACAUCCCGUGGCCCACGACGACUUUCCCCGAGGACCCUCUUGGGCCCGACGAGCUGAUCGAGCAGAAGAUGCUCUGGCCCGACACGAGGGUCGUGCCCUUCCACUACCCCCAUCCCGUCACGGGCAAGGCCUCCAAUGCCGACGAUCUGAGGGCGCCAAGGUACGGACAGGCUGCUGACACCAGCAAUCCGCCUCUGACUCUGGCUCUGCCGGAGGGGCAGAAGAGGACAGCACAGGAAGGCGACGAGAUAUCGCCAUACUCCGAUGGCCGUCUCACAGGGGAUCGAGUCAAGUUCCCGGAGACGGAUGUAUUCCGUUCCAUGAAUCAGCCGUCCCGGUUUGAGGGCGACGUCUUCGACAUUGAGUUCACGGGGACAAUCCCAAAGGACAUCAAUGGCACCUUCUUCCGCGUCCAGCCGGACCAGCGGUUCCCGCCCAUGUUCGAGGACGACAUCCACUUCAACGGCGACGGGAGCGUGACGGCGAUCCGGAUCCAGAACGGCCAUGCCGACUUCAAGCAGCGCUACGUCCACACGGAGCGGUACAAGCUCGAGACGGCGGCGCGCAAGAGCCUGUUCGGCCGGUACCGCAACCCCUACACCGACAACGAGUCCGUCAAGGGCGUCAUCCGGACCGCCUCCAACACCAACAUCACCUUCUGGCGCGGCAUGCUGCUCGCCAGCAAGGAGGACGGCCCGCCCUACGCCAUGGACCCCGUCACACUCGAGACCAUCGGCCGCUACGACUUUGAGGGCCAGAUCCUGGCGCCCACCUUCACGGCCCACCCCAAGUUCGACCCGGACACGGGCGAGAUGCUCUGCUUCGCGUACGAGGCUGGCGGCGAUGGCAACGACUGCUCCGUCGACGUCGCCGUGUGGACCCUCAAUGCCGACGGCAUCAAGACGGAGGAGGCCUGGUAUAAGGCCCCGUUCGCGGGCAUGAUCCACGACUGCGGCGUCUCGAAGAACUACAUGGUCCUGCCCCUGACGCCGAUCAAGACGAACCUGGACAGGGUGAAGAAGGGCGGCAACAAGUUUGCCUGGGAUCCGAAGGAGGACCAGUGGUACGGCUUGGUCCCUCGCAGGGGCGGCAAGCCCGACGAUAUCAUCUGGUUCCGGGCCGAUAACGGAUUCCACGGCCACGUGGCGGGCUGCUACGAGAACGAGGACGGGCACGUGGUCGUCGACCUCACGGUCGCGGACGGCAACGUGUUCUUUUGGUUCCCGCCGGACGGCGAGGAGGCGGGCCAGUUCGCCAAGCGCAACAAGCUCAGCAGCCCGACGUGCCGCUGGGUGCUAGACCCGAAAGCCAAGACGGGCACGCGCAUCACGCCGUCGCUCGUGUGGCCGACCAACGGCGAGUUCUCGCGCAUCGACGACCGCUUCGUCACCAAGAAGUACAAGCACUUCUGGCAGGCAAAGGUCGACCCCACGCGGCCGUACGACUUUGCAAAGUGCGGUCCCCCCGCGGGCGGGCUGUUCAACUGCAUCGGCCACUACACGUGGGACCCGGACAACGAGAAGGCCACGGGCACUGAGGACGUCUACUACCACGGGCCGACGACGACGUUCCAGGAGCCGUCGUUCAUCCCGCGCCCGGGCGGCGGCGAGGGCGAGGGUUACCUCAUCGCGCUGAUGAACCAGCUCGACGUGCUCCGCAACGACAUCGUCAUCCUCGACGCCCAAAACCUCGCCGCCGGCCCGUUGGCCGUCCUGCACCUCCCGCUCAAACUGAAGCUGGGCCUGCACGGGAACUUUGUCGACCACGCUGAUAUCGAGGCGUGGCAGCGCCGCAGGUCGCCUGCCGGCGGGGACCUCGGGCCUGUGAAGCCUGCCGUGGAGCCGUUGCCGUGGCAGAAGGGCAUCCGUGUUGGGGAGGCGGCCGGUCAGAAUGGUCAGAAACUGACACCAAAGAACAACUUGAAAUCCAUGUUCCUACCUUGCAACCCGCGUUAA
Phialemonium atrogriseum is the source of this 2508-nucleotide messenger RNA. Its product is annotated as putative carotenoid oxygenase protein. Lineage: Eukaryota; Fungi; Ascomycota; Sordariomycetes; Cephalothecales; Cephalothecaceae. Gene Ontology annotation, biological process: carotene catabolic process. Gene Ontology annotation, molecular function: carotenoid dioxygenase activity. The transcript is spliced from 6 exons. The coding region runs from base 1 to 2508 and encodes 835 amino acids. The record is from RefSeq and is a predicted model, not a curated record.